Auanema sp. JU1783 is the source of this 876-nucleotide messenger RNA. The record is from the annotation of a GenBank genome assembly. Lineage: Eukaryota; Metazoa; Nematoda; Chromadorea; Rhabditida; Rhabditidae.
AUGUCGUCCUACGGAGUGGCUAUUGGCUCAACCGUAGCUUUAGUAGCAGUUUUUGGAUGUCUGUUAGGGAUCUACUCGAUUGUCGAUGACAUUGAUACCCUCAGAACAGAAAUCUACAGCGGAGUCCAAGAUAUGAAGACCAUCAGUGAUGAUGCUUGGACUAGGAUUCUCGUAUUACACACUAAUCCAUCCAUGAAAAGUGAUGCUCCUCCUAGCUUUGCUUCUUUAUUCACACGCCAAAAAAGAUCUUCCGGAGGAUACUGUAAUUGUGCAUCUAAUUCGGAAGGAUGUCCACCAGGACCACCGGGACCUCCAGGACAACCAGGACCUCGCGGAGAUCAAGGUUUGGCCGGUUCUCCAGGAAAGCGAGGAGCUUCAGGAAUUUCCCUUGCUGUCACUCAUGAUAUCCCAGGAGGUUGUAUUCAAUGCCCAGCUGGAGCUCCAGGACUUCCAGGACCAGCCGGACCAGCUGGACCAAAAGGUUUUGAUGGUGCUCGUGGAAAAUGUGGAGAAGCCGGUGAUGAUGGCGAAGCAGGAGCUGUUGGUGUUCCAGGAGAAGAGGGCCAUAAGGGAUUACCAGGAAAUGAUGGAGCUCCAGGACAACAAGGUCAUGAUGGCCUCGUUGGAUCACCAGGAUCUCCAGGACCUCAAGGAGCACCAGGAUGGCCAGGAGCCCAAGGAGAGCCAGGAAAGAAUGGUGAUGCUGGACUUGAUGGCGAAGACGGUCCAGUUGGUCCAGCCGGAGCUCCAGGAUUCCCAGGAAAGAGCGGAGAAGAUGGACAGCCAGGAGUUCCCGGAAACGAUGGAGCCCAAGGAGAUGAUGCCAACUAUUGUCCUUGCCCAAACAGAUCCGACAAGGGAAAUAGAAAAUUGUAA